AUGGCGGAAUCUAACCUCAAUCCGGAGCAGCAUCAGCCGGGAAACGGCUUGCCAGGCGGUCCACUACCGCCAGGAGUAAACCCACAACACCCGGGAAUGCAGCAAAAUCAUCAGCGGCAUACAGCUCCAUUUUUCAACGGUCCACCAUCAGCGCAGCAAUCUUCAAGUACCAGUUCGUCUUCCGCCGAAGCAUCCUAUCAGCUCUUUCAGCAGCUAAUGCAGCAGCAACAGGUAUUCAUGCAGCAGCAGCAACAACAGUUAAUGCAGCAGCAGCAAGAUUUCUUCCGGAGUGUCAUCUCAUCAAUCAGUAUUCAGGUCCCCCCAAACCCUGAAAUGAUUCUCGAUUCACUAGCAAACAAUAUCAAAGAGUUUCGCUACGAUCCGGAUGGAAACAUAACCUUCGCUGCAUGGUACGGCAGAUACGAUGAUUUGUUCGAGCAAGAUGCUGCACGGCUGGACGAUGAAGCGAAAGUCCGCUUGCUCAUGCGAAAACUCGGAUCAUCUGAGCACGAAAGAUAUGUGAGUUACAUCCUGCCGAAAUUGCCGAAGGACUACAAAUUUGCUGAUACAGUUGAAAAACUAAAAAUCCUUUUCGGCGCUGCAGAGUCCGUCAUCAGUAAACGGUAUCGGUGUUUGCAGGUUACCAAACAACCGACCGACGAUUACGUCACAUAUGCUUGCCGAAUCAACAAGACCUGCGUUGAAUUCGAGCUAAGCAAACUUACCGAGGAGCAGUUCAAAUGUCUUAUGUUUGUUUGCGGUUUAAAGUCGGAAGGAGACAGCGAAAUACGAACGCGGCUACUGUCGAAAAUUGAGGAACGCGAUGACAUCACUCUCGAUCAUCUUUCGGAAGACUGUCAGCGAUUGUUGUGCCUAAAGCGGGACACGGCAAUGAUCGAGUCAUCAGCACCACCGUCAUCGGUAAAUUUCAUCAAGCGAAAACAAUUUUCAAAGCAUCAAAAGAAACCGCCAGUGGAGACAGCCGGACCCGACAAAAACAUUCCCUCAACGCCCUGCUGGUUCUGUGGAGGAAUGCAUUUCGUUCGAGACUGCACUCAUAGGAGCCACAAAUGCAAAGAUUGUGGUAUUGUCGGACACCGUGAGGGUUAUUGUUCCACUGCCAAACGAACAUCCAAAGCCAGUCGAAACAAAAAGCACCCGGGAUCGUAUGCUACAAAAAGCGUAAGUCUUGUGAUUAAUACCGUCGAUAAAAGGCGCCGUUUUGUUACUGUGAUGUUGAACGGUGUAAAUGUGCGUCUGCAGUUGGACACGGGGUCUGACAUAAGCAUCAUUUCGAAACGGUUGUGGGAGAAAAUAGGUAAACCACCCACAGUGCCGGCAAACGAACAAGCCGCAACAGCGUCAGGCGACCGCUUGCAGUUUUUGUUUAAGUUCAGUUGUGUCAUUUCUUUCAAUGGCAAACAACAUACCGGUCAGUUUUACGUUGUUGAAAAACCACUUUAUCUUCUUGGCAUCGAUUUGAUGGAUGCAUUCGAUCUCUGGUCACUGCCCAUUAGCACGUACUGCAACAACGUCACUGUUCCUUCUGUCACUUUGCAGUCACUCAAAUCAGCAUACCCGAGGGUGUUUAGGAGCGAGCUGGGGUUGUGUACGAAAACAAAAGUGAAAUUGGAACUAAUACCAGGUGCAACUCCAGUUUUUCGUGCAAAGCGUCCAGUGGCUUAUGCGGUACAUAGCAGUGUGGAUAACGAACUCGACCGACUGGAACGAGCAAAAAUCAUCACACCGGUAGACUUUUCGGAUUGGGCAGCUCCCAUCGUCGUCGUCCGAAAAACGAACGGAUCUAUUCGUAUCUGCGGUGACUAUUCCACCGGUCUCAACAAUGCCCUGCAACCGCAUCAAUAUCCGUUGCCGCUACCGGAAGAAAUUUUCAACAAAUUGGCUAAUUGCACAGUGUUUAGCCGAAUUGAUCUGUCGGAUGCAUUUCUGCAGGUAGAAGUGGACGAAAGCAGCCGUGAAUUGUUAACCAUUAACACCCAUCGGGGACUUUACCGGUACAACCGUCUGACACCGGGAGUCAAAGCAGCACCGGGAGCAUUCCAGCAACUUAUCGAUACUAUGCUGGCAGGCCUCCCUCAUACGUGUGGUUAUUUAGAUGACGUCGUCGUUGGUGGUGUAAAUCCUGAAAAUCACUGGGCGAACCUUCAUGCAGUGUUUCAAAGAAUCAGCGAUUUUGGAUUUACCAUUCGUGUAGAAAAGUGCAUAUUCGCUCAGCCGCAAAUUAAAUAUGUAGGUCAUCUGCUUGACCGCAACGGUCUUCGCCCGGAUCCAUCAAAGGUUCAAGCCAUCAACGAAAUGCCACCGCCCACUGACGUUUCCGGUGUUCGCUCUUUCCUAGGAGCAAUAAAUUACUACGGCAAGUUUGUUCCUAGUAUGCGCACCCUUCGGUAUCCUCUUGAUGAGCUGCUCAAGGCGGAUGCAAAAUUUGAGUGGACGGAAAAAUGCCAGGCGGCAUUUAACAAAUUUAAAGAAGUGUUGAAAUCCGAUCUACUGUUGACACACUACAACCCUGCGCUUGAUAUAGUUGUGUCGGCAGAUGCGUCGUCUGUUGGUGUCGGUGCAACAUUAUCACACAAGUUUCCGGACGGUACUCUCAAGGUGGUACAGCAUGCCUCCAGAGCACUCACAGCAGCAGAGAAAAACUAUAGUCAGCCCGAUCGUGAAGGACUUGCAAUAAUUUUUGCAGUGACUAAAUUUCACAAAAUGUUGUUUGGUCGUCGCUUUCAUCUUCAGACUGAUCACGAGCCGCUGCUGAGGAUUUUCGGUUCGAAGAAAGGAAUUCCUGUUUACACAUCGAACCGGUUACAACGUUGGGCUCUUACGCUAUUGCUUUAUGAGUUCACCAUCGAGUACGUCCCGACAGCGAAAUUCGGCAAUGCUGACAUACUUUCCCGUCUGAUCAACCAGCACGUCAGACCUGAGGAAGAUUACGUGAUUGCUUCGGUCUCUUUGGAGAAUGACUUAAGGUCAGUUACACAAGAUACACUAACCGUUCUCCCUCUGAGUUUUAGAAUCGUACAACAGUCUACACAGUCCGAUCCUAUCACCAAAGCAGUUUAUCGAUACCUGAUUGACGGUUGGCCUGAGACCGUUACUGAUGCAGAGCUCAAGCGGUUUUAUGCACGACGUGAGUCACUUACCACGGUACAAGGCUGCAUACUAUUUGGCGAUCGACUUGUUAUUCCUUCGCCCCAUCGCAACCGCAGUCUUCAGCAGCUUCAUCGUGGCCACCCUGGAAUCCAGCGAAUGAAGGCGAUUGCCAGGUCUUAUGUUUAUUGGCCAACUCUCGAUAACGACAUUGUUGAUUAUGUUAAAUCCUGCCAUCAAUGUGCGAUGGCUGCGAAAACACCACCGAAGUCAGCGCCUUUGUCUUGGCCUAAAUCAACAAAACCGUGGCAGCGUGUACAUCUUGACUAUGCUGGACCGAUCGACGGGGAAUACUACUUGGUCGUCGUGGAUUCUUUUUCGAAGUGGCCUGAGAUUGUGCAGACUCGCAGCAUCACUAGAGCCGCUACAAUCAAAAUCAUCAGAGAACUGUUCGCACGCUUGGGAAUGCCAGAGACACUAGUGAGCGACAACGGCUCACAGUUUACCAGUGCAGAAUUUCAAUCCUACUGUACGGGUAAUGGUAUCGACCAUCUCACAACUGCGCCGUUUCACCCACAAUCGAACGGUCAAGCUGAGCGGUUUGUGGAUACAUUCAAACGGUCAAUAAAGAAGAUUAAGGAGGGGAGAGCGACAAUGCGUGAAGCACUCAGUACAUUUUUGCUGACUUAUCGGAGCACACCUUGUUUUUCUUCUCCGGAUGGAAAAUCACCAGCAGAAGUCAUGUUCGGUCGUCCGAUCCGUACCAGUUUGGAGCUACUCCGUCCUCCACCAGAUUCUGUGCAGUUUGAACAGCCCAGCGAGAGCCGACCCUUGAAGCGUGAGUUUAAAGCUAAAGAUCCGGUAUACGCAAAAGUCUUCGUUAAAAAUCAAUGGCACUGGGCUCCAGGAACAGUACUGGAACGUAUAGGUCGUGCAAUGUACAACGUUCAGCUCGACAAUAGAAGGCUUGUUCGCUCCCAUGUUAACCAGCUUCGAGAUCGCGCUAUAUCAGAGGAUCUCAACGUAUCGACAUCGACAGAUAGUACGAAACUUCCACUCAACAUUCUACUUGAUGCUUGGAAUCUUCCGGUUCGUCGUACAACGGAUCCAUUAGCACACUCAACACCAGUAGCACCUCUUACAAGCUGCUCUAGUUUGAGACCAUCGUCAACACCAAAUACUCUGGUGAGAAGGCCUACCUUAUCAUCGGAGUCAUCGUCACAGUUAUCAGUAUCGUCUUCUUCAUCUUCAACAUCGCCAAGUUCGACAUCAGAAUUUCAAUCUGCAAAUGAAGCCGAUUCAGCUGUUCAGGUACCUCGCCGCUCUUCGCGUGUCCGAAGAGCUCCGCAAUGGUUCGACCCCUAUCAGCUGUAUUAG
This is a messenger RNA of Topomyia yanbarensis, 4485 nucleotides long. RefSeq lists its product as uncharacterized. Gene Ontology annotation, molecular function: nucleic acid binding; aspartic-type endopeptidase activity. Gene Ontology annotation, biological process: DNA integration; proteolysis. The record is from RefSeq and is a predicted model, not a curated record. The transcript has a single exon. Lineage: Eukaryota; Metazoa; Arthropoda; Insecta; Diptera; Culicidae. The coding region runs from base 1 to 4485 and encodes 1494 amino acids.